Molecule: messenger RNA, 5914 nt
Organism: Epinephelus lanceolatus (giant grouper)
Lineage: Eukaryota; Metazoa; Chordata; Actinopteri; Perciformes; Serranidae
Gene: map4k2
Product: mitogen-activated protein kinase kinase kinase kinase 2
Biological process (GO): protein phosphorylation; intracellular signal transduction
Cellular component (GO): cytoplasm
Molecular function (GO): ATP binding; MAP kinase kinase kinase kinase activity
Source: RefSeq, a predicted model, not a curated record
GAACGACCCGGGUUGCAAUUUUUUACAGUGUGGAGUGUCUUCGCUCAUGCGUGAUGUGACUCGAGCACCACUCGGGACUAUCUGCUCACACACAUACGCCUGUAGUGUGUCAGUGUGUGCGGAGUUGUGUGUAUGUGUGUGUGUGUGUGUGUGUGUGUAUGCCAGCCGGAUCGAUACACCAGCAAUUAGUCAGCUCCAAUUAGUUCCCAUUAACGAGCCAGACAGCCAGUCAGGAAGAGUGCGUUCAUCUGCUGCUGCCUUCUCCCCGGACUACAACAGCUGGGAUGUGUGAGUAGAAAGCCCGCCAGGCUCACCCACAGCACCCAGAGGUGUCUCCAAACAUGGAUAGGAUAGGGGUGUCGUUCCUGGACCCUCUGGAUGACUACGAGUUAAUCCACCGGAUUGGGUGCGGCACCUACGGAGAUGUGUUCAAGGCUCGUAACAUCAGGACAUCUGAACUGGCAGCUAUCAAGAUUGUCAAGCUAGACCCUGGCGAUGACAUCACGUCCAUCCAGCAGGAGAUCACAAUGAUGAAGGAGUGCAAGCACAAAAACAUUGUGGCCUACUUCGGCAGCUAUCACAGGAACACCAAGCUGUGGAUCUGCAUGGAAUACUGUGGUGGGGGGUCACUUCAGGAUAUGUACCAUGUGACGGGCCCAUUAAAGGAGAAACAGAUAGCGUACGUGUGCAGAGAAACCCUCCAGGGUUUGUAUCACCUGCACGAAACUGGCAAAAUGCAUAGAGACAUAAAGGGAGCCAACAUCCUUCUGACAGAGAGAGGAGAUGUAAAACUGGCUGACUUUGGAGUGGCAGCAGAGAUCAGUGCCUCCGUAGCCAAAAGGAAGUCUUUUAUAGGAACUCCCUACUGGAUGGCUCCAGAGGUGGCUGCAGUUGAGAAGAAGGGCGGGUACAACCACCUUUGUGACAUCUGGGCCGUUGGCAUCACCGCCAUCGAGCUGGCUGAGCUCCAGCCACCCAUGUUUGACCUCCACCCAAUGAGAGCACUGAUGUUGAUGUCCAAAAGCAACUUCCAGCCUCCAAGACUAAAGGAUAAAGCCAAAUGGUCAGCAAGUUUCCAAAGCUUUGUGAAGAUGGCUCUGAUUAAAAGCCCUCGUAAAAGGCCCUCAGCUGAGACACUGCUGCAGCAUCCGUUUGUGACACAGCUCCUGACACGUAACCUGGUCAUUGAGCUGCUGGACAUGGCCAACAACCCUGAGCUCCACACUGCCCACACACACAGCAUGGACGACAACGAGCUGGAGGUCGGGGAACUGGCUCCUGACAAGAUUCAGUCAGCAGGGAAACACCUGCCUGUAGAGAGGACCCUGUCUGAAGAACAAUUCGAUCAAGUGAAGUUUGGGCCUCCUCUGAGGAAAGUCACUGAGCCUUAUCCUGAUAUGCAGGGCUCAUAUGAUGAUGACUGGAGUCUGUCUGGAGAUGAAGACAACUCACCGAGCCUGUUGGAAUGUGUGGAGCAAGCUCUGCAGCUGAGGAGUUUAACCAUUAGGAGGGCGCCAUCUACUGAUGGAGGUAGAAAGAGUGGUUUGUUCAGUCCGUCUACAGCCUCCCUGCCAGCCUUCAGCUCUUUAACUCCCAACGCAGACGACAGUGACCUGACGCUGAGACCCAGCUGCACACUCGGCCCCGACGCUGCUGUCACUGCUGACUCCCCCUCCACUACAGUGUUGGCCAGGUGCUCAGCCACACAGGACAUCAGACAGCGCUGCAGUGAUCCAUGUCUGCCAGGAGGGGACGCUGUAACAGUGGAGAAGAGGAAGGUUACCACUGUUUCCUCUCCCAAAAGGGAGACACCACUGUCACCUGAAUGGAGCACGCUAAGAAAAAAGACUGAGGACGCUAGGGCUGAUUGUCAUGGACUUCCUCCUACCCCUCAAGUCCAUAUGGGAGCCUGCUUCUCCAAAGUCUUCAACGGUUGUCCCCUUAAAAUCCACUGUGCUGUCACAUGGGUUUUACCCAAAACAAGAGAUCAGUACCUCAUUCUUGGGGCGGAGGAGGGCAUCUAUAUACUGAACCUUAAUGAGCUUCAUGAAGAUACACUAGAGAGGUUGCUCCCUCAGCGAUGCACAUGGUUGUAUGUUAUGAACAACGUGCUGAUGUCUGUAUCAGGGAAGUCUUCCCAGCUGUAUUCCCACAGUCUGACGGCUCUGUUUGAACAAAGAGGACAUCUGCAGAAGAAACACAGCAGCCUGUCACUCACCACCAGCCGCUUCACUGAGAGGAUCAGCUCCAGCCACAGAAAGUUUGCCAUAUCUGUAAAGAUCCCCGACACUAAAGGCUGUAGGAGAUGUAGUGUAGCGAGAAACCCAUACACAGACAGUACAUUUCUAUGUGGGGCAGUUCCAUCAGGCUUGGUUCUUCUGUUGUGGUAUGAACCUCUGCAGAAGUUCAUGCAUUUAAAGCACAUAGCAAUGAGGCUACCUGACCAUCUGCCGAUAUUUGAGCUGCUGGUGUUGGUGUCAGAUGAGUUUCCCCAGCUGUGUGUUGGUGUGAGAGACUGUAGUAAUGGCAAACGCCCAACCAGCGAACAGCUCAAGUUUGAUAUUAUCGAGCUGAACAGCACACCUAUUUCAACCCCAGAUAGCGGAGCACUCAAGGCAGUACAGGUAACCCAGCUGGACAGAGACACUGUUCUCAUUGCAUUAGAAAAAACUGUUAAGGUUGUGAAUCUCCGAGGGCUUCCAUCCAAAGAGCUGGCUCCUGAAAUGGUCUUUGACUUCCCCAUUGAAACUCUAGUCUGCUUACAGGAUAGUGUUCUGGCUUUCUGGAAGCACGGCCUCAAAGGGAGGAGUUUUCAUUCAAAUGAGGUGACCCAAGAAAUUACAGAUGAGAGUCGAGCAUUCAAAGUUUUGGGAACAAACAGGGACAUCAUCCUUCAGAGCACACCAACCGAUGACCCCUCAGCACUGAGCAACCUGUACAUCCUGACUGGACAUGAAAGCAGCUACUGAGAGGAGAUGUACCAACUUCUUCAAAACUCACACUGACGAGAAAUGCAGAUCUGCUCUAUUACCCCGUGGUGCAAACAAGGUCCUCCUUCACUGAAGCUGUAACAGACACUAGCAACAACUUUCUGGUCUGAGUGACACAUGUCAGUAUGGAAUUCAGCUGCCCGUCCAGACUCAAACUGAAAGACGUUGGGCAACACAUUUACAAGAGAUUCGCCAACACGCUAGGUGCGUUUUCUAACUCUUACAUUUGCUAAAUAAAGCUGCAAAUGCCAAGAUUUCUUGUAAAAACAGUUCAUUUUACCAGCUUACAUCACAGUGUGACUGCAGCAGGGAAGACAUUCCUGCUGAUGGAGAUGCUACAGAUCAACUGCUGUCAGCAUGGACCAUAGACUGUAGAACAGCAUGGACAUAACAUUUGACGGGUGGCACACAAGUUUCUGAACUGUUUUGAAGCUUUCCUUUAGGUUUACUGCUUAUGACUGUUUUUGUCAGUUACUGGAACCAGAUGAUUUGGUCGGAUGAGAGGUGUAAGCUGCAUACCCCACAGCUGAGUGUGAGAGGCUGAGGCCACAUCCACACUAAUAGGUUUUAAUUUUAAAACAGUGUUUUAAAACAAAAAUGAUCUCCGAAGGCACAAGCGUUUUAGCACAGUUUCAGAAAUUAUCUCUGUCCAUAUUGACACACCUGAAAACACACAUCAUAUGACCCUUCACCUACACUGGGUAUAUGCAUGCCAGUGCAAACAGGAAGCAGAUUGUCUGCUCUGUUGCUUAGUUACAGAAAAUACAGAGAUGGUGAACAGUAAGACCAUAGAUUUCUUAGCUUGGACCAACGACGAGGUGGAACUGUUAGUGAGAGUAACAUGAGAAAAACAGAUUGGGAGUCACUGAGCAGUAUCUAUCACUGUACGAUGUCAUGGUAAUGGGAAAAGAGUUCCCACACAAGAAGGAUCAAAUCACAGAAGUUAUGAGGACCUAACUAUAACGUUUUGGCUUGACUCAUCACUGAUCCCCAAUUGGGAAGUGAACAUGGGUGUCUGCAUCAUCAUUUUCAAAAGCCUCCGUUUCCACCUGUGUAACCUCAAAACCAACCCCUGAGUUCUCAAAUAGGUCAGCAACGUUUUCAAAAUAGUAAUGCAUUCUAAAACAAAAACGUAUUAGUGUGUGGAUGUAGCCUGAGACUCCUGUCAAUCAGUCACAAAAGGAAUAUCGAUCCUCAUGAUUGCCACAAAGACGCACUGGAAAGGAAAUGAUAAAAUUUAGGAUAUUUUCAAGGGAUUUCUGUGGAGUCUCAUGCUUGUGGCACCUAGUGACCAUUGGUGCAACCACAACUGAAUACAGUUGCUCCACCACUCAGGGGAGCAACAUAGGGGUUGCUUUUUGUUAUACACACUGGUCUGUCCAAACAGUAAUGCUAUCGUUAUUACCACUUUCUCAUAAAUGCCAUUCACGUCAAAAUUGGGGUCAUGAUUAUAACUAGGAAACCAGGAUGUUUUUGAAAGAGCAUGGUAUUUUUAAGCCUCACACAACCUCCUCUGUAAUCUCAAGUGUCCCGAGUUGUCCAAUGAUAUGAAUGCUCCCAAGUUGUAAUAGAAGUCUCUCCCAUCUCUACCAUCCAUCCCAUCAGACCUCAAUGUCAGAACCAAUGACUGUAUAUAAAGAUUGAAAAUGGCCCAUGUCCCAUCUGCUAACAUGGAGGGGGCAGGGCUAAUGAGCUAUACUGCAGCCAGCCACCAGGGGGCAAUCUAAAUGUUUUGGCUUCACUUUUGGGAAGCCGUCAUGUCAUCCAUCUUUAUAUACAGUCCAUGCCCAGAACCCAUCAGCUAUCGUCUGAUGAUGAUAAGCCUCAAGGGGCGAGGGCCACUAUUUCAGGUUGAUGCGAUGUAGUCAGCAGAUUUCCAUAAUUCAGUUUAUAGAGAUGUAUAACCUGAACUUGACAGAACCAAAGAAGCACAAAGGAGUUCUUCCUCACCCUCAAACAGCAGAUAUGAUUUUUUUUUUUUUUUUUUACUCCUUCCACGGUUUGGUGUUUUGAUAAAAGGAAAGGUUUGGUGGAAAGUAGCUUAAAAAGAAGACAGGGCCUCGACUCUAUACAAUUUCCCAUGAAGCAACAUGUCAGUGCAUAUUACAAAGAGUGUGUGUAACCAAGCUAACUUCUCAAAUGUAUACUUAUACAAGACUCUUGUCAGUCUGAAAUUCACAUUCAAAUGUAUUUUGAAAAUUGUGAAUGUGCCAGUGUAGCAGCAUUUAGGCUAUUAUUAUUUACCACCAUUUUGAUAAAUCCCAUUCAACUUUCUGAAUAUGAAGUGUCCCUCCAUACAGUCAGUUACCCAUUGGUGCCAAACACUGUGACUCUAUCCCUCUUCCCUCAGCUUUGUUAUUAAUUCAGCUUACACAUAGGCUAAAUAUACAUUUGAUUACAUGAGGUGCCAUAAAACUGAAUUCAAUUAAAUUGUACUUCUGCUUGUUUGACUAAAAUGUAAAUUCCACUACAUUAGAGUGUUGUGUAUCAUGAUAUUUGUUAUUUAUAGAAAGGGAAAUGUAUAAAUAACACUCAUCUGUCCUUGAGAGAUACUUGAAAGACAUACAUAAUAUGCAAAUAGAUAAUUGUUUUUUAAGAUGUUUUUAUUGUUACUGUGUAUACAUUUUAAGUACAUAACAAUGCAGUGUGCUCUUAUGGUAUUGAAGGGUUGUAAAAUACGCAAUAAAGAUUUGAAUAUCCUCUGAAGCUAAAGGAGAUAUAGGUAUGUUUCAUUGUCAUUACAAAGGUUCACUUGUAGCCUUAACAGAGGUUUGGUUAGGUGUCACAAUACAACAGUCGUAGAUAAUGUUUGUGGUCACCUUAAGUGGGGAAACUCAUACUGAUGCUCCUUAAACAAGUUACUGUACAUGUGAUAUCAAAGAAAUCAAAAUAAACUUUAUUUAACAUUUCUGAACUGAGAAAAA